CAGCUGCCAAAGAAGCAAGCAAGCCAGGCCCCCACCUGCGGCCAAGUGGACAGGCGACUGCUCGCAGGGAUCCGGGGGCGCGUUGACCGAGGUCCCAGCCUCCAGGAGAUGCUGCAGACCAUCCACCUGUGAGAAGAGAACAGCUCCAGCAAUCUGUCGCCUUUGCCCCAAGUCCUCCCAGGGUCGAAACCUUCCCCACUCCCAAAACCUUACAGUUCUGAAGAGGCUUGACUCGGCAGCGCCAACUGACCGGUCCACUUCCACUGUCACCCUCAUCCGCAAGCUUAAGGCUGCAGGAAAGUGGGGGGGGGGGCCUGCGUCUCACCUCUGGAUUGCAAUCCAGCAACAGCAUUUUCCCCCGAAGCAGAGGACCGGCGCGCGCAGGAGCGCGGAGCGGCGGCAAUCGCGGCGGAGCAGAACAUACAUUGUGCAAAGAGGAUGAAGCUGACAAGUGAAAAGUUGCCCAAGACUCCCUAUUAUACUUCUUUAUCUCAGCGUAUUGCUAAGAGCCAAAAACUCUUCCAAUGGAAAAAGGAAAAUACUGACCGUUACAGUCAUGCUAAUUUGGUGGAUAAGGCAUUGCAGCUCUUGAAGGAAAGAAUAAAAAGAGGGGAUGCCAUGGCAUUAUUUCUACGAGGUCAAUUAUACUUUGAAGAGGGAUGGUAUGAAGAAGCAUUAGAACAGUUUGAAGAAAUCAAGGAAAAUGAUCAUCAAGCAAUUUACCAGCUAGGAGUAAUGUAUUAUGAUGGGCUGGGAACGACUGUACAUGCUGAAAAAGGAGUGGAAUAUAUGAAGAAAAUUAUUGAAUCACCAUGUCCCACAGCAAGACACUUACACUUUGCAGCCGCUUAUAACCUCGGAAGAGCUUAUUAUGAAGGGAGAGGCAUUAAUCGGUCAGAAGAGGAAGCAGAAAGACUGUGGCUUUUUGCUGCAGACAAUGGAAAUCCAAAAGCUAGCGUGAAGGCUCAAAGCAUCCUCGGAAUGUAUUAUUCCACAAAGGAGCCUAAAGAGUUAGAAAAGGCUUUUUAUUGGCAUUCAGAAGCAUGUGGCAAUGGAAAUUUGGAGUCCCAGGGUGCGCUGGGGAUCAUGUACCUUUAUGGACAAGGCAUCCGCCAGGACACCGAAGCUGCGCUGCACUGCUUAAGGGAAGCAGCAGAACGUGGAAAUGUCUAUGCUCAAGGGACUCUCGUGGAGUAUUACUAUAAGAUGAAAUUUUUUACAAAGUGCUUUGCAUUUUCCAAAAGGAUUGCUGACUACGAUGAGGUUCACGAUAUUCCUAUGAUAGCCCAGGUCACAGACUGUCUUCCUGAAUUCAUCACCAGAGGCAUGGCCAUUGCAUCUUUCUACCAUGCAAGAUGUCUUCAGCUUGGUUUGGGUGCUGCAAAGGAUGAAGCAACAGCUAAACACUAUUAUUCUAAAGCCUGUCGUCUGAAUCCUGCACUGGCAGAUGAACUUCACUCUUUACUUAUUCAUCAAAGAAUUUAGACCAUGAUGUAUUUCAACAAAGAUCAUCAAUCCUAAAACCUCAGAAUGCCUCACCUGGAAUGUUCUCAAGUAGCUUUUGCUGGGCUCUCUGUUUUGUUUCCUGACUUUGUUCUUUGCUUCUGAUUGUGGUUGGUGGCGCCAGCUUCCCAUUUGGCCAAAAAGCAUCCCGGAAAACAUUGAUGUAGUAAACCAACAUUUGCUCGCUGAAAAUCCAAUUCACUGUGUCUCGGAUUUGUCUGUUAAGAGAAAAAUAUUUCUUGGGUAAGGUUUUAAAAAAUAUUGCACUCUAUCUCAAAUUUCAUUUAUCAAGGAGUAGGCUAAGAUACAACCUGAUCUAAACAUUUGAUGAAUAA
This is a messenger RNA of Talpa occidentalis (Iberian mole), 1838 nucleotides long. RefSeq names its product LRP2 binding protein (gene LRP2BP). Gene Ontology annotation, molecular function: protein binding. The transcript has 10 exons. The coding region runs from base 439 to 1485 and encodes 348 amino acids. NCBI's taxonomy places the organism in Eukaryota, Metazoa, Chordata, Mammalia, Eulipotyphla, Talpidae. The record is from RefSeq and is a predicted model, not a curated record.